Messenger RNA from Blastomyces gilchristii SLH14081, 213 nucleotides. RefSeq lists its product as uncharacterized. The transcript has 2 exons. The record is from RefSeq and is a predicted model, not a curated record. The coding region runs from base 1 to 213 and encodes 70 amino acids. NCBI's taxonomy places the organism in Eukaryota, Fungi, Ascomycota, Eurotiomycetes, Onygenales, Ajellomycetaceae.
AUGCUGACAGAAUACAAAUCUACAAUUAAUAUUGCACUCAGGGAUGCGACUUUCCGCAGAACAACUGUUACUGCUACUGUCCUCAAUGAGUAUAGAGAUAUGAUAACAAACACAACCUCUGAUCUUGAAGAUCAUCUCCAGGAUGUUGAAAACAAACUUGACUCAUUCAUUCCAAAGGGAACCAAGAUGGAGCGCGAAGAUAGCAUGCAGUGA